CCUAGGUGCAGAGCUAAAACUUACCUGCCUUGUCUGUCUGCUCCACACGGUCACGAGGACUGCUGAAGUGAACGCGCUUGCUGAGGCUGUUUCUUCCAGUAAAAAAGCGUCGAGGCGCGCCUCUGCGGAACGUUGGUGUUGUUUUGUAACAGAGUCUGGGUUUUGGAGCAGAGAGAUGCAAUGCCGCUGGAACAAGGGAAGGAAGUCACAGAAACUGGUUCUCCAGAGCUGCAGGACAAGCCCGCUCAUCAGAACCAUGUUGUCCUUCGGGAAAACCACAACACUGGUCCUAGAACUGCGCAGUCAAUGCCUUUCGUAACUCCUAACCUCAGCGGCUCUCUGGACAUUCCCCGAUGCCAUACUGACAGUGUAGUCCAUAGGAAAGCCCAAGACAGGUCAAUGCUGACACAUGACCCUCGCCUCAUUCAGAACACCUCUCUGGAGGUAUGCAAGCACUUCAUCCUAGACUGGGCAGAGAGGCUGAGAACAAUCUCUCAGAAACGAGUUGAUUUGAUCACAGACGCGCUGCAGGAAGCAGAGGGCGGGUGUGGGCACACAGAGCCGCAGGAUUCACGGGCAGCCGCUGGGGAAAUGUAUGCCAACCAGAGUCUUGAAGAGUGCAGAGACAUCAUCAUCACAUGGGCAAGGGAGCUGAGGAAUCAAUACGAGCCUGCCAGCGAGCGAGAGGAAACAGAUGAAAAUAAAAACGUUGACCAGGAGAACGCUGAAGAUUUCUCCAGACAAUCCCCGGAGAAAACAGAUCAAGGGAAGGAGUGGAAUCUGGAGCGGUGCGAAGUGAUCCUGAAGGAAUGGGCAUCCGAACUGAGGAGUGUGACUGAGAUCUGUGGAUUGGCUCAAGCAGAGAGCUGUGGACUCGAUCAGCUGGCAGUGGAGAAGUGGACGGGAGAAUUGCUCUGCACUGUCUGUCCAGUAAUUGAGUUUAUCAUGAGGGCCCUGCUUGAGAAAUCACUUUAGUUUAGCUGCACAUUGACAAUGGGAGCCGUGGAAAUGGUCCUGAAGAUAACAUUUGUAAUACAAACACGACAAACAGAACAUAUACCACACACACCUCAGGCCAAAAACUUUGCAUCACCUAGACAUUUAGGAUUGAAACAUGAUUAAAAUAAAAACUCUCUGAACAUAACUUUAGAUAUUUAGGCCAGCAGUGUGGAGUAGUGGUUAGGGCUGUGGACUCCUGACCAGAGGGUCGUGGGUUCAAGCCCCGGUGAGAGACACUGCUGUUGUACCCUUGAGCAAGGUACUUUACUUAGAUUGCUCCAGUAAAAACCCAACUGUUUAAAUGGGUAAUUGUAUGUAAAAAUAAUGCGAUAUCUGUGUAGUGUGAAAUAAUGUAUAAUGUGAUAUCUUGUAACAAUUGUAAGUCACCCUGGAUAAGGGCGUCUGCUAAGAAAUAAAUAAUAAUAUUUUUAUUUAACAUCAUGUCAUCAAAGAAACUACAAAAUGGCAUCGCAAAAGUCUACCGGAAGCCAUAAUAGUUGUAAAGUAUAAUAUUUCAUGUUAGAUUUUAAAAUGUUAAGUAGAUGAAAAACUACAAAGCAUUGGUAUGUAAUUCAAUAUGUUAAGGAAACAUUAUUCAAGCAGGCUUCAUUGGACUUUAUAAAGCAGUAACAGAUAAUUCUGUUGGGUGAUUCAAGCAGGCUUCAUUGGACUUUAUAAAACAGUAAUAGAUAAUUCUGUUGGGUGAUGCAAAACUUUUAGCCAUAACUCUACAGUAUGUACAUUUUCAUGUAAAAUAAAUGUGCUUCACAAUUGCAAGCAAUGAUUAGGUGUAUAAUGAAAUGUCCCUGUAAUACACUGUAUAUUUUACUGAUAAUCACAUUCCUGUACUGGGGUUAAUUGCACACAACCUUUAGGCACACAGUGGCUAUGCAAUUAACAUGAAUCUACUGUAAUAUGAGUUAACAGGGUGUGCUUUGUAUGUCUGAUUUAAAGUUGGAUUUCUGUGCUACUUGUGUGAAUGGUCUCUUAAUAAAGUCAGUAGAUGUUUAUGUCACC
Acipenser ruthenus (sterlet) is the source of this 2016-nucleotide messenger RNA. RefSeq lists its product as uncharacterized. The record is from RefSeq and is a predicted model, not a curated record. Bases 181 to 975 code for a protein of 264 amino acids. The transcript has 9 exons. Lineage: Eukaryota; Metazoa; Chordata; Actinopteri; Acipenseriformes; Acipenseridae.